Alligator sinensis (Chinese alligator) is the source of this 2171-nucleotide messenger RNA. RefSeq names its product leucine rich melanocyte differentiation associated (gene LRMDA). Gene Ontology annotation, biological process: melanocyte differentiation. The record is from RefSeq and is a predicted model, not a curated record. The coding region runs from base 134 to 556 and encodes 140 amino acids. The transcript has 5 exons. NCBI's taxonomy places the organism in Eukaryota, Metazoa, Chordata, Crocodylia, Alligatoridae.
GCCGCGGCUGAGCCUUCCGCAGAGGCGGUGAAUGAAAGGCACUUCCAAAGCACGUCCUCACUGUCUGCUCUAAGCCCUGCAGCUAGCUAGCCCGCCUCGCGCCCCGCACCCUCCCCGCUUGCAGCUGGCAGCGAUGGCAGGGGCCGUGGUAAACGGAGCUCAAGUAUCUUUUAUUGGCCAAGACUGUGAAGAAAUUCCCGAAUUUAUAGGAAGAAAAUAUGGGCAUAUGGCAAAAAGACUAGACCUUAGUUUCAACUUGCUAAGGUAUUUUGUUCUACACAAAUUAACCAACCUGAAAUUCCUUGAUACUCGGAAAGUAACCAGAACUGAGCGUGAGGAAGCCUUGGUAAGAGGUGCCUUUAUGAAAGUGGUUAAACCCAUGGAUGCUCAGGUCCCCAGUGGUGCUGCUUCCAUCUCUCCAGAGUUGCACUAUACUCCUCUGCCUUCAGGAUCCAGGGACCUCACUAAUCACAGAGGUGUUCUAGGAAAAUGUCGCUACGUUUACUAUGGGAAGCAUUCAGAAGGCAACAGAUUCAUCCGAGAUGACCAGCUCUAAAAUGCAACACCAUUCUGUGCCACUUCAAACUAUCCACACUAAUGCACACAAAAAGCACAAAUUGCAUCUGCAUUUUAAGCAUGCAACUAAAGUCCUCCAGUACCUUCUGCUGACUUUGCCAAGCCUGUCAAGAUCAUCCUUCUGUCUUAGUUUGAGUAGUCACAUAGAGAUUGACAUGAUUGCCUUUAAGCAGGUCCCAUCCACCAGUGUGACAGACAGCUGCAGCCAAGCACCAGGCCUGACAGGAUGAACACCAUGAUGGAUUGCCUGGUCCAAUUGCUGCUCACAGAAGAGCAAAGGUCACACCUGGGGCUUCACUGAGCAUGCUCAGUUGGUUUUUAGCAAGAGUAAUGCUUUUAUCUAAAGCUCGCCUGUUGAGUGAGAGAAGCUGGCAGUAUCAAUAUGUUUAUAAAAGCAAUAGCUGUAAUUUAAGAUUUAAAAACCCCUUAUCUGUUCAUAUUUCCCCCCAUGAAUUAAAUACUUAAAUUUCUUAGACAGGCAUGCACACAAUCCUCUUCAAGCUUUAUAUCAGAAUUAAAAGUUUGUGGGGGGUGUAUGCAGUCAGUCAUGUCAUAUUUAAAUAUUUCUCAAAAUGCAAAACCCUAUGAAUUUGUAUUUUUUUUUGUUUAAGAAGAAGUAUCUAAGCAAUUUUACAGAUGCAGCUGAACCUAGGCAUCUUUCUUUUGAUUAGAAUCUCAAGAUUUACUAAAUCUUAACAUUGAGAAAAGGAGGUCAUAUUUAAUGCCGCAGAACAGGUAACACAGAGAACCCCCUGUUUAACUGCAUUUCUUUGCAAAAAAAAAUACAGGAGUGGCUGUUUGUAUUUCACAAUUAUUUUUUUAAAUUUGGGCAGAGAUUAAAUUUAGAUAAGUAUUGAACUGUGGGGAGGUGGGGGGGAUGGUUUGAAGGGGCAGGGGGAAAGCCCUAAAAAUAAAAACCAUUACUGAGCUUGGAUGACAUUUAGAGGGGAGGGAAAGGUAAAAUUGAGGGAAUUAUGAAUCCUAUAUUAAUGUACAUUCAAAUGACAUAAACGUGGCUCCUGUCAAGUUUUUGAUACCUAAUACAAAUAUCCUUAGCUUGUUGCAAGCUUUUUUAAAUGGAGUGGAUAUAUUUGGAGCAACAAUUCCUUUUGUUAUUGUGAAUCAAGUUGCCAGACCUAAUAAUAUAAUGUACCAACAGCGAGUAUGAAGAGCAUUGUGAGCAAUGUACAAAUUGUGAGGAAGUACAUUGUGGCCCCUUGUAGCUGCUCCUCUUGUACUGUCUUAGUUUUGGCUAAUUUGCUUUUGUGCAUAGUAAAUCAAAUUUUGAUUAAAAGCUUUUAGAAAUAUGAGAGAGAGGUAUUUAGGGAUGUCGCUUCUUAUGUAAAAUAAUAUGAGAAAUCAGGAUGCCUGCUUUCUAAAUUGGUUUCCAAAAUAACAGCACAAUGCUAUCCUAGCUAAUUUAUAUCACGGUGUCUAUUUUGAAGUAUCAGCACAUUUUGGCCAUGGCAUAUUACAGUCAGCAAGAUUCAAAGCAGGGGUGUUUGGAAUAACCUAAUAUCACAUUCAGUCUAGUUGCAUAUGUGUUCUUGUCUUUAUAAAAGGCUUAACCCUGCCUCAAACAAUAAAAAGCACUU